AUGCCUAUGCUACAACCUCACAUAUCGCUUCCUUUGAAUGAUCCAGUCGGACAAAAUGCGGGCGAUUCUGAUUACAUGUUCAGCCCUGAUCUUCUCACUCCAGAAGUUGUCGGUGAGGUACAGAACGGGUUUCAUGUAAGACCUUUGAAAUUGAGCGAUUACGAUAAUGGCUUUUUGGAUGUACUGGCUCAGUUAACAACCGUUGGAGAGGUAUCCCGAGGGGCAUUUGAGGAACGUUUCAGAAGCAUGAGCUCAACUCGACCGCUUGCGUACUACGUAGUGGUUGUGGAGAAUUUGAGGUAAGC
Strongylus vulgaris is the source of this 305-nucleotide messenger RNA. NCBI's taxonomy places the organism in Eukaryota, Metazoa, Nematoda, Chromadorea, Rhabditida, Strongylidae. The record is from the annotation of a GenBank genome assembly.